Sorghum bicolor (sorghum) is the source of this 2117-nucleotide messenger RNA. Its product is annotated as S-adenosylmethionine decarboxylase proenzyme. The record is from RefSeq and is a predicted model, not a curated record. The coding region runs from base 610 to 1797 and encodes 395 amino acids. The transcript has 3 exons. Gene Ontology annotation, molecular function: adenosylmethionine decarboxylase activity. Gene Ontology annotation, biological process: spermidine biosynthetic process; spermine biosynthetic process. Gene Ontology annotation, cellular component: cytosol. Lineage: Eukaryota; Viridiplantae; Streptophyta; Magnoliopsida; Poales; Poaceae.
UCUCCACCCAUCCCAAGAGAACAACAGAGCCGCACCGCACCUCCCUCGGCGCCUCCUUCGAGCCCCGCCCAACCCCGCCCCGCCGCGCCGCGUCUCGGCGUCUCCUUCCCAUUGCAGCCAACCUCUGUUCCGCGCCGCGAGCAGCAGCGCCGCCUUCUCACCUCCUUCCUCCCUCCCUCUCUCUCGCCUCUCGGGCGGUCCUUCCAAGGAGCCCGCUGGUCUCGGCGCCGCCGGCGGUCGCGUGCUGGACGAACUUUUAAGAAGGGGACAUUUGUGGAUGCUCUAAUGGAGUCUAAAGGUGGCAAAAAGUCUAGUAGUAGUAAUUUCAUGUACGAAGCUCCCCUUGGUUACAAGAUUGAGGACGUUCGCCCAGCCGGAGGAAUCAAGAAGUUCCAGUCUGCUGCUUAUUCCAACUGCGCCCGCAAGCCAUCCUGAUAUCGCCUCACAUGCAAUUCGCAGUAGAGUAGGAUUUUAAUUCUGUUUUCUUGUUGUUUCGGUAGUUCUCCCUUGGCUGGCUGCAUCCUCUGCUUGUGAGAUUCCAACUUGUCUUCACCAUCCUCUCCCUUUCCCUUCCUCUCCCAUCCUCUCUUUCUUGCAACACAUCAUCCAAUGGCGAUGUCUUCAGCAGAUUCUUGGGGCUCUUCUCCCACCUCCCCUAUUGGGUUUGAGGGCUACGAGAAGCGCCUCGAGAUAACGUUCUCUGAUGCACCUGUCUUCGAGGACCCUUGUGGUCUUGGCCUGCGCGCCCUCUCUCGUGAGCAGAUCGACUCGUUCCUGGAUCUUGCACGGUGCACCAUAGUGUCACAGCUCUCCAACAAGAACUUUGACUCAUAUGUUCUGUCCGAGUCGAGCCUCUUUGUGUAUCCCCACAAGGUUGUCCUCAAGACCUGUGGAACGACAAAGCUGCUGCUCUCCAUUCCUCGCAUCCUUGAGCUUGCUGCAGGGCUGUCACUGCCUGUUCUUUCAGCCAAGUACUCUCGUGGGACUUUCAUCUUCCCUGGUGCGCAGCCAGCGCCGCACCGCAGCUUCUCGGAGGAGGUAUCUGUGCUGAACGGUUUCUUUGGUAACCUCAAGUCUGGUGGCAAUGCCUACGUGAUCGGUGACACGUUCAAACCCAACAAGAAGUGGCAUGUCUACUAUGCCACAGAGGAGCCCGAGCAUCCCAUGGUGACACUUGAGAUGUGCAUGACAGGGCUGGAUGCUAAGAAAGCUGCAGUGUUCUUCAAGAACUCUGAUGAUGGCAGCUGCACAUCAGCUAAAGAGAUGACAAAGCUCUCAGGGAUUUCUGAGAUCAUUCCUGAGAUGGAGAUUUGUGACUUUGAGUUCGACCCCUGUGGGUACUCGAUGAAUGGUGUCUUUGGACCUGCUGCCUCCACCAUCCAUGUGACACCUGAGGAAGGUUUCAGCUAUGCAAGCUAUGAAGCGAUGAACUUCAACCCUAGCUCCCUGGUUUACAGUGAUGUGAUCAAGAGGGUCCUGGCAGGCUUCUCUCCUUCGGAGUUCUCAGUUGCCGUUACCAUCUUUGGUGGCCGUGGCUUUGCCAAAUCAUGGGCAAAGGGUGCAGACGUCGAUUCCUACAUGUGCGAUGAUCUUGUGGAGCAAGAGCUUCCUGGUGGAGGUCUGCUGAUGUACCAGAGCUUUACUGCUGUUGCCUCUGGCACUGUGUCGCCAAGGUCGACCUUGGAGAUGGAUGGCUGGAGCAGCGAUGGAAUGGAGACGGCUACGAAGAGCGAUGAUUUGUGUAUUGGCUGCUGGGAUGUGGCGAAGAAGGUGGUGAAGAAAGAUGUGGACGCCUGAGUGAAGCUUUGAGGUUUCUGAGACCUCUUGGCCCUGUUCUUGUUUCAGUUAAGCAGUUGGCUGUGCUACCGGCAAGAUGUUUCCUUUAUAUUUUUCCUGCUCAAUAAGUGCUCUAGAUGGUUUGCUGCGUCUGCCAUAGUGAGCUGCAUAUUAUUGUUUCGUGAUUUUGUUUCUGCUGCCGAUGCCCUUGUGGGGGGAAUGAUCUUGUAAUGCUCAUAUUAUUGUUUCAUCAUUCUGUUUUUGUUGCCGAUGCACUUGUGGGGAGAAAUUAUCUUGUAAUAAAAUUGCCUAUUUCUACAAUAUAUUGUUUUUAAGUUUAA